AUGCACACAACACGCACACAUGGGAGAUUGUACCCUAGUUGGCGACUGCCAAUGCUUUUGCCGUUGAAGACGCUAGAGCAUCGAUUCAAUGAAGUCCUUCUGGACCAUGCUCGACAGACUAUCAAAGCCCUGGACAAAGGUCAAAUGAGACCCCGUCCGUACCCAAACGAAAGUACAUUGCUUCCGAUGUGGGCCUCGGCAUCGACGAUGAGCGCUGCACAAGGCCCGGUCGAUAGCGCCACGGAGAGAACGACGUCGGUCGCUGGUGUCUCUCCAGAGUCCGAAAUCGUGGAAAGUGCGGUCCCAAUUGCAGAUACGCCGCCUGUUGACUGCAAAUCAUUCAGUAACUGUGUUUUAGCGCCCAGUGACACGUUUACUGGCGUCAUCAGCCCGGCAGUCUCUGCUCCGUGCUUCCUAGCCGGCCCCCUGCAUAUCCAUCUCGAGAUGGAGGAGAUUUCGAAGUCAGAAUGUGCAGCAAGGUGCCUUGUCUACUCCAUUGAAAGAAUGACAGUCAGCCAGACCACUAAGCUACCCAUCGAAUCUCCAAUGAUGGACGUGGUGGAACUAAAGAGCGAGAUGACAUAUGCGCUCCCGGCGAACGGGACGUUCUGCCUCACAGCUCACAAUACUGCAGUUAAAAUCGCGUUCAAGCGGUGA
Penicillium cataractarum is the source of this 657-nucleotide messenger RNA. RefSeq lists its product as uncharacterized. The record is from RefSeq and is a predicted model, not a curated record. The transcript has a single exon. The coding region runs from base 1 to 657 and encodes 218 amino acids. NCBI's taxonomy places the organism in Eukaryota, Fungi, Ascomycota, Eurotiomycetes, Eurotiales, Aspergillaceae.